Molecule: messenger RNA, 3240 nt
Organism: Drosophila eugracilis
Lineage: Eukaryota; Metazoa; Arthropoda; Insecta; Diptera; Drosophilidae
Gene: Spps
Product: transcription factor Sp4
Exons: 1
Coding region: 2-2884 (960 amino acids)
Biological process (GO): regulation of transcription by RNA polymerase II
Molecular function (GO): DNA-binding transcription factor activity, RNA polymerase II-specific; RNA polymerase II cis-regulatory region sequence-specific DNA binding
Source: RefSeq, a predicted model, not a curated record
CAUGUUGCAGUAUAAGAGUGCCGCCAGUGCGGCGACCAGUGCGCCAUCAGCCACAUCCUCGUCCGUAGGCAGUUCUACUAAGGCGACGGCGCCAAAUGGAGCCAGUGCAGCAGCACCACAAACGCAAACCCAGGGUACUUCAGGGGCACCCACUAUGCAGCAGAUCAUCAAUAUCCAUCAGAUGCCACCCCAAUUCACCGGCGGAGCAGUUGGCAGUGGCGCCCAAACCGCAGCCGCAAUGCCGCAAAACAUGUUUCAGAUCGUACAGCCCAUGCCUAUGCAAACGGUGAACAUCGAUGGCCAGGAGGCCAUCUUUAUACCCAAUCUUAAUGCCCAACUGGCCACAGCGCAAGCAGUUAACUUCAACGGACAACAAGCCUUCAUCACUCCUAACGGUCAGAUCCUGAGGGCACCCCAGGUGGCGGCCAAUCCUGCAACCUCCAACUGCAUCCAGCUGCAGCAGCUUAAUGGCCUGGCCCAAGAACAAACCCAGUUAAUUAAUAUACCCGGCACCAACAUUCAAAUACCCGUCACCAAUCUCAUUCAGCAACAACAGCAGGUACAGCAAGUGCAUCAGAAUGCAGUGCAGCAGCAGGCACAAGGAUCGACUGCUGCCGGAGGCUCUGCUGCCGGUGGGUCAACCGCGGCGACCCCCGCCCAGUUGCCUGGAAGCAUUACCAUCCCAGGCACAAAUCUACAAAUACCCACAUCAGUGGCGGCAGCUAACGGACUGCUGGGAAACAUCUCCAACCUCCUGGGCAACGGGCAAUCCAUUAAGCUUGAGAAUGGCCAAUUGCAGAUGCGACCCCAACUGGUUCAGUUUCCGGCCCAGGCCGUGCCGCAGCAGCAGCAAACUGUGGCUGUUCAAAUACCCGUGCAGACUGCUGGCGGACAGACCAUUUACCAGACGGUUCAUGUGCCAGUCCAGGCAGCGGCAACGGCGGGCGGAGGACUACAAAACCUGAUGCAAGCUCAAUCCCUGCAAAUGCCCGCUGCCUCGCAGAUGCAAAUAAUACCGCAAUUUUCACAGAUCGCCCAGAUAGUUACGCCCAACGGGCAAAUUCAGCAGGUGCAACUGGCAAUGCCGUACCCGCAACUGCCGCCGAAUGCCAACAUAAUACAUAUCCAGAAUCCCCACCAGCAGCAACAAGUACAACAACAACAGCAGCAGGUUCAACAACAACAAGCGGCGCAACAACAACAGGCACAGCAGCAACAACAACAACAGGUUCAAGCGCAGCAUCAACAGCUCCUUCAAGCCAUCAGUGAAGCAUCGGCGGGUGGACAACUGCCACCCAAUCAGCCCAUUACCAUUACCAAUGCUCAGGGCCAACAACUGACAGUGAUUCCCGCCCAACUACGCCCAACAGCGCCACCCGCUCCCGCUCCUACUCCCACUGCUGUGCCCACGCCAAUGCAGUUGCCUAACCUCCAGGCGCUUCCCAUUCAAAACAUCCCCGGCUUGGGUCAAGUGCAAAUCAUUCACGCCAACCAGUUGCCGUCAAAUCUACCGGCCAACUUCCAGCAGGUGCUUACACAACUGCCCAUGUCUCAGACUCAGGUGCAAAACCAUUUACCGACCCAGGGCCAGGUGCAAGUUAUGCCUAAGCAAGAGCCCCAGAGUCCGACGCAGAUGAUCACCAGCAUCAAACAAGAGCCGCCGGAUACCUUUGGACCCAUCAAUCCACCGGCACCCGCUUCAACGCCGAGCACAUCCUCACCGCAACAGCAGCAGAUCAAGUUCCUGCAUACGGAGGGCACCUCCCUGUCUAAUCUGAGCAUACCAGCCUCCAUUCAAAUUACUGCUCUUCCGCAACAAGCGACGAAUCCACCGAACACCUCAGCUCCAUCCCAACAAAUUCCCGUAUCCCUACCAGCAAGAAGUAAAGCCAACGUAGCGAGCACGGCCAGUACUCAAAUUACGAUCGCACCUACUGGUGGCCAAGUGGCUAUAACCACGCAGGCUAGAGGAGCGGCUGCGAGCAUAAGAAGCUCAAAUAGUGGUACGACGACGAUAACAACGCCGGCACAGAGCAAUCAGAACGUGAGCAUUAGUGUGGCGAAUGCAGGAGGUGGCACGUCGGGUGGCGGCGGUGGAGUGGCAACUGGAGAUACGAAACCGCGUCUGAAGCGAGUGGCCUGCACAUGUCCAAACUGUACCGAUGGCGAGAAGCACUCGGAUAAGAAGCGCCAGCACAUUUGCCACAUUCCCGGCUGCCAGAAGGUGUACGGAAAGACCUCUCAUUUAAGGGCUCAUUUGCGGUGGCACACCGGCGAACGACCGUUUGUCUGUUCCUGGGUAUUUUGUGGAAAGCGCUUCACCCGAUCCGAUGAGCUACAGCGCCACCGACGGACACAUACGGGCGAGAAGAGAUUUCAGUGUCGCGAGUGCAACAAGAAAUUUAUGCGCAGCGAUCAUUUGUCCAAGCACAUUAAGACACACUUUAAAAGCCGCAGUGGCGUGGAGCUCAUCGAGCUUAAUAUUAAGCAGGAGGGCAAAAGCGGAAAUGCGCCCAAGAGUAUUAGCACGAUGAAUGGCAUUGUGACGAUAGAGAUUCCGGGCAGCGGUGCCGCUGUGACGGGCAGUGGAGCCUCCAGUGUAGCGGCCACGGUUGCGGGCUCAACUGUGACGCCAGGUGGGGCAAUGAUUGUUCAACUGCCUACUGUAGAGGGCACCGGCGGUGGCGACAGUUUCGGUGAGGACGAGGACGAUGAGGAAGAUGAAGAGAUGACCGAAGAGGACGAGGAUGAAGAGGAGCUCGACGAGGACGAACUGGAUGAUUGUGAGGAUGAGGAAGAUGACGAAGAUCCGGAAUUGGACAGCGGUGAUGAGGCGAAGAUGACUAUUGCGGUCAGUGAGCCGGGCGACAACUCGUCUAACUAGCAUUCGGAGUCGCUGUUCAUGGAACAGUUCUUAUUUGACCACUUCCCGUAGCACCCACCGCCCGCCUGCCACGCCCUGUGGGACCAUGUAAACUAGCUCUAAAUGUAAAUUGUACAUAGCGUAAUUAUGUAAAAGUCGAGCAUUUUAAAUGUUUAUCCCCGUGUACAGUUCCGGUUUCGGAUAUCAUCCUAGAUAAGUGUACAUAGCAUAAAUCUAGCCCCGUACUGUAGCUAAGGUUUUAUUCAUUUUAUACAAUUUUUAGGGAUUACAUGUUUUUAAGCCAUUUUUACUUAUUCUUCACUUAGGCACGUAAUAAUAUAACAAAAAUCAAUAAAUGCAAAAUUUCGAUUUUAUAA